AUGAUCGCACAACCAGGAGAGUCUUCAGUGAUCGCGUAUCUACAGCAGAAUCGGCUCGAACUGACUCCUGACGGGCAACAUAUUCGUUGGAGUCAUGGAAAUGCAAUCCAUCCGAGGAAUUGGCCUGUGUUACGGAAGUCUUUUGACACUGGACUCAUCUGCCUCCUCGACCUUCUUCUAUUCCUGCUAGGCCAGGUCGUGGGGACAAUUGUCCUACCGCCAUGGUCAGAAGCGUUUGGUCGCAAAAAGCUAUAUCUGAUCAGCAGUGCUUUAAGCUGCGUAUGCUGCGCAAUAAUUGGCGGCGUCCAAUCCCUCGCUGCUGUCAUCGUCGGACGUGUCUUCGCCGGGUUGAUUGCGGCCAUUCCAUACACGGUCGGAAUGGGAAGUGUUGAGGAUAUGUGGUCUUCUCGUCCACGCAUAUGGGUGACCUUCCUAUGGACCAUAGCCUCGAACCUCGGAUUAUGUGUUGGUCCUAUCAUGGGCACAUACAUCAGCGUUUUCCUAAACUGGAGGUGGCUCUUCUACAUCUAUGCAAUCAUGAUCGCGGUCAUCGCUGCACUGUUCUUGUUUACUCGCGAGUCCCGACCAUCGCUUUUGCUCUCGAGAGAGGUUGAGAAAAUGCGCCAUCACACGGGAUCCAGGUUUCAGGCCCUAAAUCAUGAUUAUAUACCGGACCUGCGCACAUUUGUCAAGGUGUCAUUGUUCCGGCCCGCGAUACUCUUCUUCAGGGAGCCCUUGGUCUUUGUUGUUUCCGUGAUGGUGGCUUUCGCCUUCUCCCUUCUCUAUAUAUUUACCGAAGCCCUGCAGCCAAUCUACGAGGCGCUGGGUUUCACCCGUACCCAGUCGUCUCUGGCCUUCGUUGCCAUCGCGUGUGGCAUCUGGUUCAGCUCUCUGACUCGAAUCCUCGACAACCGUAUCAUUGAUACUCGACACCGGAACCAGCAGCCGGUGAAGCCUGAAGAUAAAUUACUUGGCCUUGCGAUCGGCGCUCCCGUGUUGGCUCUUAGUAUGUGGUGGUUCGGUUGGACGAUUCCCCCAAGGCAGCAGGAUGUACACUGGAUCGUGCCUUCGAUUCCGCUGGCAAUGAUGGGAUAUGCGUUGAAUGAGUUCGAUACAGUACUCUAUGGCUAUUUAGGAGAUUGCUACCUGAGCUACUCGGCUAGUGCUACCGCUGCUGUGGCCUUCCUGCGCGCCUUGCUCUCUGGGGUGUUCCCGCUGUUUACGAAGCAGAUGUUCGAGGCGCUGACCCCCAAUGUAGCUGUCUCGGUACUUGCUGCGCUUGCUACAAUGUUUUGUAUCGCUCCUCCAUUGUUCAUGUGCUAUGGAGAGCGAAUCCGAGGGCGAAGUCCGUUUGCAAAACAUAGUGUUGAGGUCGAGGCUGAACUUGGGAACAAAGAUGAGGGUUACUGAUUUGGGUGUAUGCAUAAUCCAAGCGUGCGUACCGGAUGAUAUACAGCUUGGCUGGUGUAUAUCAUGAAGUACUACUUCCCCAGUAAUGAU
Aspergillus alliaceus is the source of this 1500-nucleotide messenger RNA. RefSeq names its product major facilitator superfamily domain-containing protein. Bases 1 to 1410 code for a protein of 469 amino acids. The transcript has 3 exons. Gene Ontology annotation, molecular function: transmembrane transporter activity. The record is from RefSeq and is a predicted model, not a curated record. Gene Ontology annotation, biological process: transmembrane transport. NCBI's taxonomy places the organism in Eukaryota, Fungi, Ascomycota, Eurotiomycetes, Eurotiales, Aspergillaceae.